AUGGACUUUUGGAACUGUGCACCCAGUGCCCAUUGGAACGACCUUUCGUCAGAGAUUUUGAACACAGUAUUGGCGAAGGCGUCUACCAUAGGUAGUCGUGAUUUACCACCAAUCACCCCAAGCCGAGAGCUUGGUUCCGAAAUGGGGCGGGACAGAGUCCGCAGAAAGCGAUUCCGUGCUGGUAUCCUGUUGCUGCAAGGAUCUUUGAACAAUGGCUGUCAAAUGGCCCGUGUCGGUCGCGAUGCCUCCACUGGAGCACUCCCCUUCCAAUAUAAGAUUUGUACCGAUAGUGACUCUGCUGCGGCUAUGUGGUGA
Penicillium brevicompactum is the source of this 315-nucleotide messenger RNA. RefSeq lists its product as uncharacterized. The record is from RefSeq and is a predicted model, not a curated record. Bases 1 to 315 code for a protein of 104 amino acids. Lineage: Eukaryota; Fungi; Ascomycota; Eurotiomycetes; Eurotiales; Aspergillaceae. The transcript has 3 exons.